AUGGCCACUGAACUUAGCUGUAACAUGUGCCGUUUCUGCUUAAAGCAGACCGAUUGCACUAAGUUUUUUAAGUUGUUCAAUUCCGAAGAAGAAUGCAGCCAGUUACAAGUGCUUUUGGGGACAGAGAUGCUCCCUACCGAUGAAUAUACAAAUGUUUGCACUGAGUGCGAAACCAACAUCAGUCUAGUCUUCAGCAUUAUGACCGAGAUUCGAAGAAUAAACAGCAUUUUCUGUUCACUUUUGCGUCUACAGCAGGAGACGAAGUUGCUACAUACAAUCUAUCAAGAAUCAAGUAUGCAUACCUCAUACGAGACCGAUAUAUUGGAAGAAGCUGGUACGGAUGAGCCAAGCAAAAUGCAAGUUGAAAAGCUCUCGUCCGACGAUGAAGAAUAUUUGUACGAAUAUAACAACGAAUCGAUAGGAAUCGAUGGAACCACAUCGAGAACGCAUCGAAACGAUCAGGAACAUAAAUGUUUCAUUUGCAAAUCGUUCACCGAGACGAGCCACAACAUAAAGAAACAUCUUGAUGCAUCACAUAAAAACGUUGUCGUUCCACACAAGUGUUUGACAACAUUAAGCAGCAUUUUCGAAAGGAACGAUCAUAUGCUCACCCAUCAAUGGUCGACCGGAUGUUUGUACUGUGAAAACAUAUUUCAGUCACAGACAGAACUGAAUUUACAUCAAAAAGAAUGUACGGGAUAUCAAUGCACUGGUUGCAGCCAAAGCUUUUCCUUCAUUCAUGACCUGUUGCGACACAACUCCUGCGGGGCGACUGAUGAAGAACGCUUGUGUAAGAUCAGCCACUUGAUAAAUGUCGAUGGUGAUCUUGAUAAAAAUGAGGAUUUGUGCAAACAUAUUGGACAGUUUCAUGCAGAAGAGCAGGAAAUGAAAUUCCAAAGGUGUGAUCUGUGUCCCAAACAGUUCACCUCUAUUGCCGCUGCCCGGCAACACCGAGCAGCACAUAAUACAAAAAGUACAUUCCAAGAGAAGCCCAUAGCUACCAAAGUUAUACCAGAGCGUUCAAAUGAAUGUUUUAUUUGCCGGAUUAGAUUCAAAUUUCAUCGCGAUUUGCUACAACAUCUAGCAAAGCAGCACGCGGACGUUUCCGUGAAACUGUACCAAUGUGCGAUAUGUGAUAAGAAGUUAACCACUGAAGCCAAGCUAGAGAAGCACAACUACAAUACGCACCAAGGCCGACAACCGAAGUACUUUUGUUCGUUCUGUGGACGUUCGUUUAACAAACGAAUCGCGCUGCAAGAUCACGAAAAUAGUCACCGUGGCAGGAAAACAUAUCACUGCAACGUUUGCAUUCGUGAUUUCACGUACAAAAGCUCUUUCGAUCGGCACAUGCAGGUUGUGCACAGUGACACCAAGAAUUUCACCUGCGAGUAUUGCCACAAAAGCUUUAAACGGAAACCAACGCUGACGGUUCAUUUACGAUUGCAUAUGGGUGAGAAACCGUACCAGUGCGAACUUUGUAGCCGUCAAUUCACAGAUCCUAGCUCGUUUCAUAAACACAAGCACAGGGAACAUGGACUAUAA
This is a messenger RNA of Anopheles marshallii, 1542 nucleotides long. RefSeq names its product zinc finger and SCAN domain-containing protein 2-like. NCBI's taxonomy places the organism in Eukaryota, Metazoa, Arthropoda, Insecta, Diptera, Culicidae. Gene Ontology annotation, molecular function: RNA polymerase II cis-regulatory region sequence-specific DNA binding; zinc ion binding; DNA-binding transcription factor activity. Gene Ontology annotation, biological process: regulation of transcription by RNA polymerase II. Gene Ontology annotation, cellular component: nucleus. The record is from RefSeq and is a predicted model, not a curated record.